CCACUCUCCUCAGUGCUAGUCAGCGAGAGCCACCAUCCAGCACCCAGUCAUCUACACAGGAGGAGCAGAGCAGAUCACAUUUCUUUGCAGGAGACUGAGAGACUUUUGUGCCUUCCUUUCAACAACUGGUGAUGUUCUGGAUAAAAAGAUACAUCAAGAUACAACUUGCACCAUGAGUUAAUCCCUCUGGGAGCCUGUAUCAUCCUGCUGAAUAUUUCUCACGGGUUCUAACCUGCAAUCAUGGAGAAGUGCUGGAGAUGGGGAAGUGCCGGAGGAUUCAGGAGUGUAAUGGGACUGAUGGGGGUGGAGCUCCUCGUCAUCUUUCAGUUAGUGCAUUCUCAGCCCACUUGUCCUGCGGCCCCGGCCCAAGAGAACCUCACCCAGCCUCAGUAUGAGGCCGCAACCCAAAAGGACCCCAGUGUGGGCUUCAUGGCCCCUUUUUCCCAGUCUUUCCUCAACACUGUCCAGCCUAAUCCCUUUCCUGCAGACUUGAUCCAGCAAAUAGUCCAGGGAGGAGGAAAUGUGAUCUCACUACAGGAACUCAUCAACAAAGUCUUGGUGUAUCAAGUGGGCUUUCUGGUUUGCAUAGCCAUUGGGAUUCUGUACAUCGUUUUGAUGCCCAUAAUCGGUUUAUUCCUGGCUUGCUGUCGCUGCUGUGGCAACUGUGGUGGGGAGAUGUACCAGAAGCAGACAUCCUCGAUUCACUGCCGCAGAAGAACUCUCUACGUUUUUGCGUGGGCAACCACCCUCAUCAUCCUUGCCGGGAACAUCUGCAUGUUCAGCAGCAACGCAGCGCUUAAAGUGAGCGUGGAGCGGAGUCCAGCCGAGCUCAAUCGGGCCAUAAGGAACAUCCAAACCUUUCUCAAGUCUGUGCCACAGCAAAUGGACAGUGUGCUGAAUGAGAGUUAUAAAACUAUUCAGGGGGUCAGCAACAACUUAGAUGAUAUCGGACCUCAGCUGGGAUCAGAAAUCCAGCAACGCUUCAACGGAACUCUGGAUUCGGCGCUGAAUUCAGUUAGACAUCUGGGUGAAGAGAAUUCAGACAUCGGUGUUCAGCUCAUCCAGCUCAACAUCUCUAUAAUCCAGCUGCAGUCCACCAUGGACCGUCUGCAGGCCAACAUCACAAAAGUUCAAAAACAAAUCGAUCAGACCUUGUCCAACCCAAACUGCACCAACUGCAGUGCAUUUUCUUCUGAAGUGCAGAAUCCGAAAUGGGACAGCUCUGUUACGAUUCCAAACUUGCAGGAAUUACGUUCCGCUGUGGAUGAAGCCAAAACUAAUCUACAGAACAAAAUCCAAGAGGGAGAAACAUAUUUUAAGAACAUCCCUGGUAAAGUGGCAAACGAUACCAAAGGUUUUGUUAAAGAUGGCAAAGUGUUGCUGGAUAACGUAAAGGCACAGAUUUCUCAGCUUUCCAUCCCUGAUUCGGCUUUAAGCCAAAUUUCAGUGACUCUGAAUGAGACGCAGACUCAGAUUAACACGUUCUCACCCACUGUGAAGUAUGCUGAGUAUAUCAGAUGGAGUGUGUGUACGGCCCUGUGCUGUGCGGUUCUCCUGGUAGUGGUGUGCAACUUCCUGGGUCUGAUCUUCGGCCCUCUGGGUCUGUCACCAAAGGUGGACCCCACGAUGCGCUCCGGCACAGCCAACUGUGGGGGCACCUUUCUCAUGAUGGGCGCGUGUUUCAGCUUCCUCUUCUCCUGGCUGUUGAUGAUCGUGGUUUUGCUGCUGUUUGUGCUCGGUGGAAACCUUUACACUCUUGUCUGCCGACCGUGGAACAACGGACAACUGCUGGAGUUCAUUAAUUCUUCACGUGUAUUUCCUGAACUGGACCUUGGCCCAGCUUUGGGACUAAAGGACAGCCUUGGUGUCUCUGAUAUCUAUCGUGACUGCAAUCAGAACAGGCCCCUAUGGACGACCCUUCAUCUGCACGAGGUGGUUGAUCUCGGAAACCUGCUAAACGUGUCCAAAUACACGACAGAGAUCCAACAGAAGUUUGACAACACCCACAUCAACAUGACCACGAUCAAUCUCCUAAGUCCUGAAAUCACAAGCCAACUUCGCAGCCUCUCCAAAAAGACCGUCAACACAACAACUUUGACACAGCAGAUGAACAACGUUUCCAGCAUCAACCUCAAUUCUACAGCAGAUGGAUUUAUGGGGUUAGCUGACAAUCAAAAAAAUAGAAACAUUCAAUCUGAGCUCAGAAAUGAAGCAAACCAACUGAAGCAGAUCCAGGCUGAUAUUGAAACAGUCCUCAUCCCACAAAUGAAAAACCUCAAUUCAACCCUCAGAAGUCUUCAGUCUUCUUUAGCCACAGUCAAUGGAACAGUGGAGGAGGUGCUAAGGAAAGUUGGAGCAGCACAAGACUUUCUCAACACCAAUGCAUCACAGAUAAUCAAGACCGAGAGCAGGAAGUUUCUGGACUGUCAGCUGAAUAUUUUCCUUCUUUAUGCAGACUGGGCCAACUUCACAAUAACGCGUCAGUUGGGUCGCUGUGGGCCGGUGGCAGGAGCUGUGGACUCUGCAGAGGUCAUCCUCUGUGCUUACGCGGUGGAGUCCCUGAAUGCAUUUUGGCUCAGUCUGGGCUGGUGCGUGAUCUUCUUCAUCCCCGGCAUCAUUUUUUCCAUCAAACUGGCAAAGUACUACAGAAAAAUGAAGGACUCUGACGUCUACGAUGAUCACAUAGUGAUGCACCAGAUCCCACGGGCCACGGCACGAUUUCUCCCAAGUGCUCAGCUUUCAAAAAAAGCCUGAAGACCCAAAAUGCUGCAUCACUGGACAACAUAACAGCACAUGUUGCUUUCAGAAACUGAUGUGGUACAUCUGUACUCUAGUGAAGCUGCCAAAAUUAUCUAUUUUUAAAUGAGUAUUUUUUUAAAUCUGGUCAACACCAUGAGAUGGAGAAGCAAAGCAACUCAAAAAGGGAUUCCAGUAUUCAUAUUUUGGGUGUGAGGGAACCUGCAGGGAUUUGUUUUCAUGCUUCAUGUCGCGUAAAUGCUCUGUAUGCAUUUGAUCAAUGAACAAACACUACUGGCUAGUCCUUUUUUAAAGGUUUAUUCUGUUUUCUAUAAACGCUGGCGUGCAUUUACCUCAGAAAUGUCUCUUUUCAAAAAUCACUGUGCUUUGCUAUCGCUGGGAGAAUAGCCUUUGAAUUUCUACCUUUACUUGCACUAAUUGGGAAAAUCACCAUUUUUCUUUUUCUUUGUUUGUUAAUGAACUCACAUUUUCCUUAUGGCUUGUUUUUUUGUUUGUGAACUUUAUAGUUAACACUCGAUUGUUUUAAAAUUAAGUCCUGUUUUUCAAAUUUGUUAUUGUAAAUUCUCAUUUAAUGUUUAUGAAGUGAUGGUUUUGUACUAUUUGUUAGGUUUUCUAUCACAACUUUUGCACUUUAUAUGGUCUGUUUGACCAGAUGGACAAUGAAGGGAUGCAAACAUUUAGGAUGUGUGUUCUAAAAAGAAUGGCUGAAUUAAAGAAAAAAGAAUAGUUGCAAACAUU
Messenger RNA from Oryzias latipes (Japanese medaka), 3495 nucleotides. It is a transcript of the gene prom2, whose product is annotated as prominin 2. The record is from RefSeq and is a predicted model, not a curated record. Gene Ontology annotation, molecular function: cholesterol binding. Lineage: Eukaryota; Metazoa; Chordata; Actinopteri; Beloniformes; Adrianichthyidae. Gene Ontology annotation, cellular component: apical plasma membrane; prominosome; microvillus.